Messenger RNA from Onychostruthus taczanowskii (white-rumped snowfinch), 1723 nucleotides. It is a transcript of the gene FAM222A, whose product is annotated as family with sequence similarity 222 member A. The transcript is spliced from 2 exons. The record is from RefSeq and is a predicted model, not a curated record. NCBI's taxonomy places the organism in Eukaryota, Metazoa, Chordata, Aves, Passeriformes, Passeridae. Bases 72 to 1361 code for a protein of 429 amino acids.
GUCCCUGGCUCACCGUGUGUCUCCUCUCUCGCAGGGCACGGGGCGGCAACGCCCGCAGGGAAGCCUGGACCAUGCUGGCCUGCCUGCAGAGGACCCAGAACCCCCCAGCCCAGCACCUCCCCUGCCCCAACAAGGCGCUGGAGCCACGCAAGUGCGAGGCGGCCCCCAUGCAUUCCCCGCGCUACCCCAGCCCCGCCGAGCUGGACGCCUACGCACAGAAGGUGGCCAACAGCCCGCUGACCAUCAAGAUCUUCCCCACCAACAUCAGGGUCCCCCAGCACAAGCACCUUAACCGGACGGUGAACGGCUACGACACCACGGGGCAGAGGUACAGCCCCUACCCCCUGCACGCCGGCGGCUACCAGGGGCUGCUGGCCAUCGUCAAAGCCUCCGGCAAAAGCGUGGUGAAGAACUCGGAGGGGAAGCGGACUAAGCUCUCGCCCGCCCAGGUGGGCGUCGCUCCCUACCCCGCCUCAAGCACUUUAGCUCAAGGUCCCUCCUGCGCCGGGCAGCUGAGCUACCACGGCGGCCAGAAGCAGCUGGAGGGUCCCGUGCCCCCCAACGUGACGGUGGCGGCCUCGGUGCUGCCGCUGGCGGGCAGGAGCCUGGCCCUGCCUCCCUCCAACCUGCCCUCCAUCCAGAGCAUCAUCUACCAGAUCAAUCAGCAGUGCCAGGCGCAGGGUGCCCAGCCCGGCUGCCCGGCAGUCGUGGCAGCCCACCCCAGCCCGGCCAAGCACGGCGCCUUCGGCCCCGGCUACGGCGGCACCGUCCUGCCCGAGUGCCGCAAGGGCGCCGAGCUGGCGCUGGGCUCCAACCCGGCCGCCGCCCUGGGACCCAAGGCGGGCGUUUACCCCGAGGGCAUGGACUACCUGGUGUGGCAGCAGAAGCAGCAGCAGCAGCACCUGCGAAUGUACAGCGGGGGCAGCGGCGGCGGGGGGGCUCUCAGCAAAUCCCCCGAGACGUGCGCGGGCGCCUCGCGGCCCUACGGCCUGGGCGGCGCCGCCGACAAGGUGAGCUCGUCCCCCUUGAACUGCAUGCACGGCAACUUCGCGGUGGGGCAGUACUUCGCUCCCCCCUGGAACAGCAUCCUGGUGACCCCCAACAGCGACUGUUACAACCCCCCGGAGCUGGGGGCCGGGCCCCGCGAGCUGGGGGUGCCCCCGGCCGACGGGCUGCCCAGCAAGACCCUCUGCAAUACCUCCAUCCUCAGCAGCAGCCUCCAGUCCCUGGAGUAUCUCAUCAACGACAUCCACCCGCCCUGCAUCAAGGAGCAGAUGCUGGGCAAGGGCUACGAGACCGUGUCUGUGCCAAGGCUCUUGGACCACCAGCACGCCCACAUCCGCCUGCCCGUCUACAGAUAAGGGACCGAUGCUGCUCUUCCCAAACCCAGGGCGAGGACUUUGGCGCGAGCUGCGGGCACCGGACCGCGGCAGCGAGGGCAGGGGGACAGGGAGGGGGACGCGGGAUCGGCGGCCGGAAGGGCUCCCGGGACGCUGGCAUUGCACCGGGGUCCCCAGACUGGACACACCCGCGACCCGCUGGAAGCCGAGGCCGAAGGACCGCUUGUCUAUAUAGCUCAGAAAUCAUUUUAUCUCCACGAAUGUGAACAGGGAAUUGCUACGAGUUGCUGCUAUCCAGGGAGGGGAGGCUCUGCCGCGCUGGCGGUGCCCAGAGCGGGGCAGAGCCCGGUGUCGUGGCCGGCUGGGAGGCUCCAGGGUGGGUC